AUGGUGAAAUUGUCGCCAUUGAGGGUUCGAUCGGCCGCUCUUAUAUUUUCAGGGGUCUCGUUUACUCUGGGGGUUUGGUUGUUUGGUGGUCGGACCCACGAACCGGUGGGAUUUAACAUUCCGUACAACCACGCAGAUUCCCCAUCACCACCAGGAGACCAUCCGAUCGAUCAACUCAUCAGAAAUGCCGAUGCAGAAUGGCGAGCGCUGCUGGGAAAGGAGGCAAAAACUUUCGAGGCCGCAACGGAGGAAUAUCGUCGCCGUCGGGAUCGACAUCCACCUCCAGGCUUCAAAGAGUGGUUCGAUUUCGCUCGAUCCAAGGACGCGCUCAUUAUUGAGGACUUUUUCGAUCAGAUUUAUGAUGACUUGAACCCAUUCUGGGGCCUCCAACCGAAGGAGAUCCGACGACAGGCGCAGAGUCUCAAACCUCGCAUCGCUGUUCGCAAGCAUAAAGCGACCGCCAUCGCGGACCACGAAGCCCUUUGGUUAAACUCAUGGCUCAGUCUUGUGCGCAGCAUCCAGCAGUACCUUCCCGACCUUGACAUGCCGUUUAACCCCAUGGAUGAAUCGCGAAUCGUUGUGCCUUCGGAAACCAUCGCCGAAUACAUGGUCAAGGAACGCGUAGGCCGACAGGCGAUGCGAGAUAAGAGCCCUGCGGAGUUUAUCACGGAAUACGCAGCUGCUAAAGAUGAAGCCACGUCUGAGAAAUUCGAACCUCGCUUCCUGGGUCCCAACGAUGGUAAGUUCUGGGAUAUGGCUCGGGUCGGCUGCCCGCCAGACAGCCCAUCGCGCAAAAGUCACACCAUCGACCCGGCUACAAUCCUGCAGGUGUCCUUGGAGAACUUUCUGCCCCACUCGCAGAAUGGCUAUGUGCGCAACUGGACCCAGUCCAAGGAUAUCUGUUGGCGUCCGGAGAUGCAGGCGCUCCACGGCACCUUCAUCGAGCCCGUGUCCAUAUCCUCCGCGCACGAACUCUUUCCUCUCUUUGGAGGAUCCAAGCUGCCAGUCAAUAAUGAGAUCCUCAUACCUCCUGCUAUGUAUUGGGCCAAGGACAAGCGAUACUCUGGCGGCAACAAACACGGUGGCCCAUGGGAAUUCAAGAAAGAUUCCUUGAUCUGGCGUGGCAUCGCCUCGGGGGGUCGAAACCGAGUCAACAACUGGACGGGUUUUCAGCGCCAUCGUCUAAUAGCCAUGCUGAACGGCACAUCCGUCGCCGCUGCCGAACGGAACAAUUCUCACUUUGUGAAUUUCAUUCUCCCCCACUACGACUACUACAAUCUAGCCUCGGGGCAUGCCGGCCGCCUCCACGAGUUCGUGGAGGACCAUGUCGACGCGGGCUUCAUCCAUCUCGUCUGCUACCCCUGUGUCCCAGACCAGCCCUGCAAGUACGAUCUGACAGAUCCACACUGCGCCUACACGGAGCCGUACUUUGCCCUCGUCCCCGCCAUGCCCAUGGGCAAGCAGUACGACUACAAGUACCUGCCUGACAUUGAUGGCAAUUCCUUCAGCGGACGGUACCGCGGGUUCUUAUUAUCGACUUCUCUCCCCAUCAAAGCAACCAUCUACGACGAAUGGCACGACUCGCGGCUCAUCCCCUGGGCCCAUUUCGUGCCCAUGGACUCGACGUUCCUCGAUAUCUACGGCAUAAUGGAAUACUUUAUUGGAUACGGCGGGCCGGGCCAUGACCACGCCGCGCGAAAAAUUGCCCUGAACGGCAAGGAGUGGGCGGAGAAGGUGCUUCGCCGGGAGGAUAUGCAGAUCUACAUGUAUCGGUUGUUGUUGGAGUAUGCCAGGAUCUGUGAUGAUAGACGGGAUAUUCUGGGGUAUACCGAGGAUAUUCUAUGGGUCGAUCGUGAAUAG
Messenger RNA from Aspergillus lentulus, 1860 nucleotides. Its product is annotated as putative capsular associated protein. The record is from RefSeq and is a predicted model, not a curated record. NCBI's taxonomy places the organism in Eukaryota, Fungi, Ascomycota, Eurotiomycetes, Eurotiales, Aspergillaceae.